Messenger RNA from Tilletiaria anomala UBC 951, 663 nucleotides. RefSeq lists its product as uncharacterized. The transcript is spliced from 3 exons. The coding region runs from base 16 to 312 and encodes 98 amino acids. Lineage: Eukaryota; Fungi; Basidiomycota; Exobasidiomycetes; Georgefischeriales; Tilletiariaceae. The record is from RefSeq and is a predicted model, not a curated record.
GGAUUUGAAUUCGGUAUGGAUCUCUCAUCACUCACGGGAAGCUCAGGCGGCGCCAAGAUGUCGGCGCAAGAGCGCAAAGAGACGAUCAAAGCUCAGGUCACCAACGAACUUGCCAUGGCCAAUGCUCAGCAGCUCAUUGAAAAGUGCUACGCCAAAUGCGUCCCAAGCCCAGGAGGCUCGCUGAGUUCCAAAGAACAACAGUGCCUCUCACGGUGUCUUGAACGCUACUUUGAGGCGUUUAACCUUGUCUCAUCGACAUACGUUCGACGGGUCGCAAGCGAAAGAGAGAGUGUUCCUGCCACCUCCGCCUGAGCCGUCAAUCUAAUCUUUUGCUUGCUCAAGCUUUGUCUCAUCAUCGAAAUGAUUUAUCAUGCAUGCAUCUUGUGCAGAUACAUCACUGCUCCCGAGACUUCACGCCUCGCCGUUCACACGCCCGCUACUAGGCCGCAACGACCCUAAGAUACUUGUAGCAUAUCAAUCCAAUCACCACGCCUCUCUGCUCCUGUCACAGGCGUCAUAUCAGGCCCACGGAAGCGUUGCGGAUUUGCUCUGCUUGCAAAGUCUUCUGACUGGGACGACGCUUCACUCUAAGAAUACAGAAGGAAGAGAAGAACCUCUCUCAACGAGUCUAUUAGAGUACAGAUCUGAGCAAUUUAUGGGAGA